Talaromyces stipitatus ATCC 10500 is the source of this 1506-nucleotide messenger RNA. RefSeq names its product ankyrin, putative. Gene Ontology annotation, molecular function: protein binding. The coding region runs from base 1 to 1266 and encodes 421 amino acids. Lineage: Eukaryota; Fungi; Ascomycota; Eurotiomycetes; Eurotiales; Trichocomaceae. The transcript has 2 exons. The record is from RefSeq and is a predicted model, not a curated record.
AUGCGCAUGACUGAUUUACCGACUGAGUUGUCAAUUCUAAUAGCAACAUUCCUUCAGAAAGAAAGAGACAUCAAUAAUUUAACACAAGUUAAUAAAAAACUGUAUUACGACUUGAACUGGUAUCUUUACAAGCAUAAUUACCUCCACGGUAAUAGCUCAGCGCUGCGAUGGGCGGCUAAAUAUGGAGAAAAAUCAACUGCUGUGAUGAGUAUGAGGGAAAGAGCAAGUAUCACAUCAAUCGAUAAGUACAAUAUGACCCCAUUGUCCUGGGCUGCGGCUGGGGGGCAUAUAGCCAUCGUAGAAUUAUUAUUGAAAAGUGCUGGUGUCAUCUGUGCCGAUGACGAAGCCGCUAAUGGCAAUUCGAUAAUAGAGAAACCACCACCUAUCGGAGAUUCGUUCACUUCAUUGAACAUGGAAUACUAUCAUGAUACAAAGCAACUUUGGAAAAAAUUAGCCUGCAAGCUUUCGACCGCGACCCGAAGGGUUCCAGAGUUCAAUUUGAAUUGUAGGGAUCAUUUAAAUCAGACUCCAUUGUCCUUGGCAGCGGCAGGAGGACAUUAUGCAGUAGUCGCUGUGCUGCUGAAUAUCGCCGAAGUCGAGAUCGAUAGCAGGGAUGAUAAUGACCGUACACCACUGUGGCGUGCCGCAUCAGUUGGGAGCGUACAGGUAGCAAAGCUAUUGCUUGAGACUGGAAAAGUAGAUCCGGACUGCAGAGACUCCUACAACGAAACGCCGUUACAGCAGGCGGUGAUUUACGGGCAUGAGGAAGUAGUCAGAUUAUUACUUAAAACUGGAGUGGUCGAUUUACAUGGAAGAGAUCGUUUCGGCCGUACAUUGUUGCACUUAGCCAUAAUACAAAGGCAUGAAGCGGUCGCAAAUAUUCUUAUCGAGACGAAAAAUUUUGAUUUGAAUUCUAAGGAUCACUGGGGCCAAACACCAUUGCGCUUGGCUGCAGCUCAUCGAUGUGGAGCGACCGUCAGACUGUUACUUGAUACUGAUAGUGUCGACAUCAACUGCGCGGAUUACCAAGGACGAACACCUUUAUCUCUAGCUGCUGGAAAUGGAUAUGAGACAAUCACUAGACUCUUGAUAGAAAAGGAUGAAACGGAAUUGAACUCUAAAGAUCGCUUAGACCAAACAUCACUGUGGUGGGCAGCAACACAAGGACAUGCGUCAAUCGUCAAGUUACUACUUGAAACUCCAGGGGUCGACUCGGAAUACAUUUGGGACCUGGACACGCUCAAAGCCAAUAGUUUGGAGGACUGAGCCUUUUCCUAGAGUCGCGACAGGGGCUAAAAUCCAGGAUACUCUUUUUCAAGUUACCAUACUGCACAAAAGGAGAAACCCUUGAUAGGGGUUUCUGGUAAAUGGUUUGUUAGUGUUUCAAGGUUCAUGUUCGUGUCCGCGGUACCUGCCGCGACAUAUCCUCCUGUCAGAACAAACAAAUGGUGACUUACUGCUAGUGACUGAUGGAUAACAUCACUUGCUUGGUGUGUGCAUUCUUGC